GUUGGGUUAUCUGUGAAAAUGCAAAGAAAAGAAGAGAGCUUUGAACAGAAAAGGCUUGAAUUGGAGGCAUGGUUACAAAGGAUGGAAGUCCGAUUAUCCAACAUGGGACCUAUAGGACAUACAGCCGACGUUCUAGAGGCUCAGCUCAGGGAACAGAAAAGUUUGCACGCUGAAUUACAUCAAUUUAAGGCACAAAUUGAUGGAUUCCAGCAACUUAUGCAAAGAAUUAUUGCAGUUCAUCAAAAUGAAGAUACUACUAGAUUUAAAAAGAUUGUCGAGCACGUUAAUCAACAUUAUGCACGCUUGGACGCAUGUGUUAUAAAUCGUGGCAAACUCCUGAACUCGGCUCUGAGCUCGUUACAGAAUCUGGACCGAUCCAUGGACAAAUUCCUGGCUUGGUUGAGUGAAGCUGAAUCAGUUUUAGAAUCACUAGAAGGUGGAGAACUGGAGAGCAGAAGAUGCGCACAACAGUUAAAAGAACUUCAGGUGGAUAUUGAACGACAGUCUGGGGCUCAUGCAGCUUUGAGAGCAUCUAGUUUGGCCCUUCUUGGGUCUCUUUCACCUGAGGACGCUCUUAUGCUACAAUUAAGAGGUGAUGAAAUGGAAAGAAGGUGGCAGGCACUAAAAUCGAGAACUUUAGACAUUCGGAAUCGCUUGGAGCAUAAUGUAGAGUACUGGAACACUCUUCUGCUGUCCCUCAGAGAACUGACUGAAUGGGUUAUAAGAAAAGAUACUGAACUGGGUUUGGUAUCUUGUCAGGAUGAUCAUCGCGCCUUUAGACAGCAACUAGAAGACAAACGACCACUAAUUGAGUCAAGUUUGCGUAGCGCAAGACAGUAUGUUUCAGGCGAGCCUUCCGGAGAAUUGGCUAGAAAUUUAAGAAGAGAAUUAGUUAAAUUGUCUGAUAAAUGGAAUGCUUUGAUUGAAAGAUCGGAUCAAGUUGGGACCAAAUUAGAGCAGAAUAUGACUAAGUUGAAACAUUUAGAAGCCAAUUUAAAGGACUCUACUGCAGCAGUAGCAAGUUUGGAACGUAUGACUUUGUCAUGGAGUUCUCCAAGAAGUGCAGCUGAAGCUAGAGAGUUGCUAUCAAACCUGCGUACUUUAGAACAAAAACUACCACCUCUGCAAAGGACCUUGGAAGAGAUAAGAUCUCAGGCUACUUUCCUUGGUUCAACAUUACCUCCUAAUCAGGCUGCUCAAUUAGAAGACUGUACAGCUCGAUGCAGAGCUCUGCAAGUAGCAAUUAGAGAACGUAGAGAGCAGUUGACAAGCAGUACCCAGGGAGAAUUGUCUCCAGGCCCAUCUAGCGUUCAAGCUCCGUGGGAACGUGCAAUCACGCCAAACAAAGUUCCCUAUUAUAUUAAUCACAGCUUAGAGACCACUCAUUGGGAUCAUCCGCAAAUGAUAGAACUAUUUGCUUGCCUUCUUCAAUUGAAUGAAGUUAAAUAUUCCGCUUAUCGUACUGCUCUAAAACUGAGGGUAAUACAAAAGAAAUUGUGUCUUGAAAUGGUUUCGUUAUCAACGGCGUCCGAAGCUUUUGAUUUGCAUGGACUUCGUGGACAAAAUGAUCGAUUGUUAGACGUACCGGAUAUGAUGCUUGUACUGCGGGCAAUUUAUACAAAUGCCUCUACUCAGCAAACAAAUAUAACCAUCGAUGUCCCCUUGGUUGUUGAUCUUACCCUUAAUUGGCUCCUAAACGUUUAUGAUAGUCAAAGAACUGGACAAAUAAGGGUUUUAAGUUUUAAGGUAGGAUUAAUAAUAUUAUGUCAGGGUCAUUUGGAGGAUAAGUAUAGGUAUCUGUUUCGCUUAAUCGCUGACCCUCAACAACAUGCGAAUCAAAGAAAGUUGGGGCUGCUCUUGCACGAUGUCCUGCAAAUUCCUCGACAGUUGGGCGAAGUGGCAGCCUUUGGCGGUUCUAAUAUCGAACCCAGUGUUCGUAGUUGCCUUGGAGAGAACCGGGAUGAACUUGAAGUGGCGCAUUUCCUUGCAUGGUUAAAGCAGGAACCACAAUCUCUUGUGUGGUUACCUGUAUUACAUCGUUUAGCCGCUGCUGAGACAGCUAAGCACCAGGCGAAAUGCAACUGUUGUAAAGCUUAUCCUAUAGUGGGGUUACGCUAUCGCUGUUUGAAGUGUUUCAAUUUCGAUAUGUGCCAGACGUGUUUUUUCGCCGGUCGGACGGCAAAAGGUCACAAGCCGUCACAUCCCAUGCAUGAAUAUUGUGCUACUACUACUUCGGCCGAAGAUGUGAGAGACUUCACUAAAGCUCUUCGCAACAAAUUUAAGAGUAAACGUUAUUUCCUCAAACAUCCACGGGUUGGUUAUUUACCCGUGCGUUCCAUAUUGGAAGGUGACGAAUUGGAAAGCCCCAUAGCCUCACCACAAAGAGGCAACGACAUGCAUUCAAGGCUCGAAAUAUAUGCAAAUCGUUUGGCGGAGGUUGAAUUGAGAACUGCUUCACCAGAGGAUGAUGAACAUCGACUUAUAGCUGACUAUUGUCAAUCGCUUGAGGGUGCUCCAGCAAGUCCUGGUCAAUUAAUGCUUGUCAUUGACGAAGAACAACGUGUGGAACUUCAGGACAUGAUUCGAGAAUUAGAAGCAGAGAACGUGGCUUUACGUCAGGAAUACGAGCAACUUCAAAGAGGAGGAAUAGGAGGUGCUGGCAAUAUUCCUCAUCCACCUCUUGCUAAUCACGACGUCUUAGCUGAAGCUAGACUCCUACGGCAGCACAAAGGACGUCUCGAAGCACGAAUGCAGAUUUUAGAGGAUCACAAUCGACAAUUGGAGGCACAAUUGCAGAGACUGCGACAACUGUUAGACGAACCUCCUGUCACCAAUGCAACUUUACAAACUCGUUCGGUGACUGCUUCCCAACUCAAUCAGGACGUGCCAUCUUCGAGGGCAGCACAACCACCCCCACCCACUGAAAUACACCGCCGUUAAACAUAUCACGAAGCUUUUCAUUAAUUCUUUUAAUUCUCAUAAAAAAACAUAACUGUAAAAGGUAAGUACUAUGUGCAAAAGGUUUGUAUCGUUUGCAUGUAGACAAGUUAGCCCUCCUGCGAAAUUUUAUCACUUAAUGAUAAAAUAUUUUGGGUAAAAUGCACAAAAAUUCCAAACAAGGAAUACUUUCUACCAGUACUUCAGUUUUUAUACAUUAAACCACUGUAUUGACAAACAAAUAGACCAAUUUAUUACAAAUUGGAAUUAUUAUGGGAUAAUAAUGUCUUUCCAACAUAAACAUUUAUAAAUGAAUGUGCUGUAUAACGACCAAAAAUUACGAGCGCGUACAAGACUGUAAUGGUAACUUUUGAUAUUUCUUUUGAACGUGGUUUCUUAUAGAAGAACAUCGCCCUUUUUGACGCAUUUUGCAAAGUUUCAAGCAUCACCAAAAUCUCUGUUAAAUUUUAUAUCUGAUAAUGUAUUUUAAUGUAAGUUUAAGAUUUACCAUUUUAUUUACGAGUUAUUUAACCCUAUUAUAUCAGAUGAUACCGAUUUCAUAUAAAUUGUUUUAAUAUUGUAAAAAAAGGAAAUUUUUUGAAUACAGUUCAUUCCCAUUUUAUAUAAAUAUUGUGAUAUCUUGAUUCAUAUCGAUUAUAUUGCACAAGCAUUCGAAAUGGUCUGUAUAAAGAACUGUAGCUAAUAUUGGAGCACUAGGUUGUAACACGUGUUGAACUGAACAACUAGAUUAAAAAUAGAGGAAGUAUUUACAAAAGAAAAUGUAUGUAACGUUUAAUUUUCUGUGCUUUUCUGUGUUAGGUCGUAGACUGAUAUGUCAUUUUAUAAUUUUUGUUAAUUCUUUGUGAACAUAGAUCAUUAAUGCACCUAUACAUAAUCAGAUUAUCACGUACAACAAACCCAUACGCAUUGAAGUACAAUAAUCGUUUCUGAUUAAUUUUUUGGCUGUGAACAUUCGUUUAUUGCAAAUUGUUAUUUAAAAGAAUAUUAAUAUAGCAAAUGUGUUCGUGUGUAUUGUUUUAAACGCAAAACUGCUUCUAAAUCAUUGUAAUUGACAUAAAUCAUCAUAUCAACUGUAAUCAUAUCAUCGAAAUAAAGUGUUCGUUUAAUUAUAAUAGGUACAACUAAAAUUGUUUCAAUUUAAUUCCUUACAAAAAUCAGAUUGCGUUCUAAUUUCUGGAAAGUGAGGCGAUAUUUAAAGUUAAUGAUAAGAAAUACGAUCAAAAUUAGUUGCAAACUUGAUUGCUGCGCAUUGUAGAAUAUUGAGAAUAUUGCUUUUCUAUUUAGUUGUAC
Molecule: messenger RNA, 4248 nt
Organism: Agrilus planipennis (emerald ash borer)
Lineage: Eukaryota; Metazoa; Arthropoda; Insecta; Coleoptera; Buprestidae
Product: dystrophin
Exons: 9
Coding region: 19-2940 (973 amino acids)
Biological process (GO): synaptic signaling
Cellular component (GO): plasma membrane
Molecular function (GO): zinc ion binding; protein binding
Source: RefSeq, a predicted model, not a curated record